CUUCAUUGACCGCGAGGAAGUUUCUCCUGACAUUCAGCGAGGCGGCUUUUGAACAGAUUAAUGUGACUUAAAACAAAAUAUAAAUAAAAUAAAACAUAAACUGCGCGAAAAUGUCCGAUUCGGAGCUGCUUCCUGACGACGAGGAGAGGGAAUUUCAAAAGGUUGUGGCUCAAAUCGGAGGAAAGGAGCGGAUUUGUCUGGUCGGUGAUGCCUGCAGCGAAAAGAAGGUGGACGGAGGUGACGUGGGGAUAUUCCAGGAGUUCAUCCGCGAUAUGUUUCACAACAGCAGCACCGCGAUCGGGAAAGGACAGCUCUGUGAAUGCACCGGCGACAAUGUGUGCGAACAGCCAGAUGCCGGUGGACGCAAUGAGAUCCCUUUAACAGCGAGGGGCGAAGGRUCGGCUGCGGAGGGAGACGGAGACGAGAAGAAGCGAUCAGUUCGCAAAACUCAAAAAACGGCGACGAAAAGGGCGAAUAUUUACAGCGCCAAGCGAGCGAUAGACUCCCCCGUCAUCGUAUUCAUAUUCAGACAGUCGUUCGUCAGCAAAGCUUCAAACGAGGUGUGCUUGAAAGAGAUUCUGAAGGACGUAAAGGCACGCACGAGACGUACCUCGGUUCCCCGGCCGCCGGCUCUGAUUGGAUUAAUACGCGCCACGCAGGACAGCGCAGAGGCGCGUCAGUGCGCGCGGGUCCUGGAGAGUCUGCUGCGCUCUGUUUUCCACAAGCAAUCACCAGAAACCAUUUGGGUGGACUGUUUCAUCCCCGASACGGAGGCCAAAAUACUGAGCGUCAAGAAAAACGCCCGCAAAGCUGUUUACGCGUCUCAAACUGCAGAUAAUACUGGGGACAGAGGGAACCGGUCUUUGUGGCUGUUCGGAUGUUGCUUCAGACCUCAGAGAAGAGAAGCCAGAGGCCAGACCAACAACUCCACAAACUGCAGCCAGAAAGGUGAAGCUGGAAAUGAAGAAGAAGGCCUCCCUCUGAAAACUACAGUCUCCACUGCUGAGCCUCGUGAAAAGGUUGGCCACUAAUGAUGGAACAUGUGACUGACUGUGGGCCUACCACUGAGGAAAAACCUGUUUUCUCUAUGAAAACAAAAACAAAGUGAUGUAAUGAUGUUACACAACCUGAUUGCACUGUUUUAUGGUGCAAAAAUUCCUAAUGAGCCAAAAAAAAAAAAAAACACCUUUGUCCUGAAAAUUGCAGACUAAUAACACUAACUUUCCUCAGGUUCUGCAGGCAGACAUUUGAAUAUUACUUUACUACAAAUUUUACUUGUACUGUAUGGGUAGAUGCUAGGUGUAAUUUAAAAUGCCUUAAAUGCUUUACUACUGUACCUGGCCAUGAAGUGUGUUUUUAAAAAACUAGUUUGUUUUAACGGUUUUAUACAUUUACUUUAAUAAUAUCUUUUAGUUUGUUGAAGUAUUUGAGACUAUUAUUUACACGGAUAUGAACACGUUCUGCCUCACAGAAAACUUUAGUUACUACAGAUCCUCGAGUCUGUUUAAGAUUUUCAAGAAAUGUAUUUUUUUAUGUAUUACUGACAUUUAUUAUAAUCUUGAGCCUUAGUUGAGUAUUGCUCAAUGAAGCAUUGUUUCUCACAGAAAUGUACUUGCAAACACUUGUAACUCUUGAAGUAUUUAUUUAGAAUGUUACUCUGUCCAUCCAUUUAAAUAAACCGUUUUAACAUGGA
Molecule: messenger RNA, 1693 nt
Organism: Austrofundulus limnaeus
Lineage: Eukaryota; Metazoa; Chordata; Actinopteri; Cyprinodontiformes; Rivulidae
Exons: 3
Coding region: 111-1031 (306 amino acids)
Source: RefSeq, a predicted model, not a curated record